Messenger RNA from Photinus pyralis (common eastern firefly), 1736 nucleotides. It is a transcript of the gene pths, whose product is annotated as probable ATP-dependent RNA helicase DDX47. NCBI's taxonomy places the organism in Eukaryota, Metazoa, Arthropoda, Insecta, Coleoptera, Lampyridae. The coding region runs from base 253 to 1680 and encodes 475 amino acids. The transcript has 7 exons. The record is from RefSeq and is a predicted model, not a curated record. Gene Ontology annotation, molecular function: nucleic acid binding; RNA helicase activity; ATP binding.
UGGUGGAGAUAAGAAGGGCGUGUCCGAAGAAGAACACCAGCACCGGUGCCACAGAGUUGUCAUUCAAAAGCACUUUAAGCGGGACGGGAAUACUGGGCGGACCUAAUAUAUGCAUCUGUAUGUAGUGCUCGCACUAGUGUGGCAUCCCCGGAGAGAUUGUGUCCGGGAAUUCAACGCGAUCAGUUUCCUACUUUACACUCCGACCUCCACCCAGCCUGGAGAGAUCUGACCUACAACUACCCCAAUUUUCAAAUGCAAUUUAUUUUCGUAAAAAUGGCGGCUGUGGAGGUUGGUGAUUGUAAAAAUGAUUCCGAUGGCCUGUCUGAGGCAGAAAGUAACUCUGAAGAACUAAUAUCAACUACAGAAAAUACAGCAGACGUCACUUGGAAGGACCUGGGAUUAGUCGACGCCAUCUGCUCGGCUUGCGAGCAGCUGAAAUGGAAAGCACCGACGAAAAUUCAACGAGAAUCCAUCCCUCUGGCAUUACAAGGCAAAGACAUAAUCGGACUGGCAGAAACCGGAUCGGGAAAAACUGCCGCGUUCGCGUUACCAGUUUUACAAGCGCUCCUCGAAACUCCACAGCGUUACUUUGCGCUAGUUCUGACGCCGACACGCGAAUUGGCUUUUCAAAUUUCGGAACAAUUCGAAGCUUUAGGUUCGUCGAUUGGAGUUAAAUGUGCGGUUAUCGUCGGCGGAAUGGAUAUGAUGUCGCAGGCGCUAGUUUUGGCAAAGAAGCCGCACGUUCUAAUUGCGACACCCGGUAGAUUAGUCGAUCAUUUAGAGAAUACCAAAGGUUUUAAUUUGCGUGCUUUAAAGUUUUUAAUAAUGGACGAAGCGGAUCGCAUUCUGAACAUGGAUUUCGAAGUGGAGCUUACGAAAAUUUUGAAGGUGAUCCCGCGGGAACGGCGCACAAUGCUGUUUUCGGCUACUAUGACGAAAAAAGUGCAGAAGCUGCAGAGGGCCUCGUUGCAUGAUCCCGUCAAAGUGGAAGUGUCUACCAAGUACCAGACGGUCGACAAAUUACAGCAGUAUUAUGUUUUUAUUCCCGUGAAAUUUAAGGAUGUUUAUUUGGUGCACAUAUUGAACGAAAUGGCGGGAAAUAGUUUUAUGAUUUUUUGCUCUACGUGCAACAACACUAUACGUACCGCUUUGAUGUUACGUAAUUUGGGAUUUACUGCAGUACCCUUGCACGGGCAGAUGUCGCAAAACAAGAGAUUGGCGGCGUUGACGAAAUUCAAAGCGAAAAACCGUUCCAUUCUGAUCUCAACAGACGUGGCCAGUCGAGGAUUGGAUAUACCUCACGUUGACGUGGUAGUGAACUUCGAUAUUCCGACACACAGCAAAGACUACAUACACCGGGUUGGCAGAACUGCACGAGCCGGCCGAUCUGGUGUGGCAAUCACGUUCGUUACACAGUACGAUGUAGAGCUGUACCAGAGGAUAGAGCAUUUGAUUGGGAAGCAGUUGCCGUUAUAUAAAGUUGAGGAGGAUGAGGUGAUGGUACUUCAGGAACGUGUGGCCGAGGCGCAGCGUGUUGCCAAAAUGGAAAUGAAAGAUAUAGUUGACAAAAAGGGUAAACGGAAAAAAGGCGAAGAUGGUGACGACGAUGAUACAGAAGGUGCCUCAGGUGUGAGAAAACGUCUCAAAUCGAAUAAAAAUAGAAAAAAUAAAAAUAAAUAAAUUUAGUAAAUGUUUUCGGUUAUUUUUGUAAAUAAAAAUGGUGUAUGUUUCUUGUU